GGGCUGUGGAAACCACAAUAUUACCCUCCCGGAUCCUCACUGUCUUUGUUGUGCGUCUGGAGAGUUUAGUUUCACUUAGCAACCGAAGCACCCAUACUUACACGUACGUUACCGAGCGAAAGUGAGAGAGGCAGGGAAGAGCAAGGGCUGGAGAUAAGCACGGUUUUAUCCCUGGGUGUAUGCCGGACCGUGUGAGUGUGAAAGUAAGCCUACUGCUUGCUACCUUCACCACUCGCAGGGGUGCAGCCGCUAAACCGCUGGAGCUCUUCGCGUCCCGGAUUCAGCCUGCUGGAGGGACUGUUUCGCUGGUGGCGUUGGUGACCGAACGAUGGUAGCAGCGAGAUUUCGGGUGUCGGUGUUCGUGGAAGCUGUCCCGGGGUGUGCGGCGCAGGUUGAGAAUGCAAGUCUGGAUGUAGCUGAUUGGAGUAACAGAGUUGGUGAUCAGAGAGUGGAGGGGGAGGAGGGGAAAAACUGAAGUGGGUUUUGUGUGUGACUCUCCAGCGGCCAUGUUAACCAAGAAACCCUCCGCUGCCGUCUACCCAACUGGCAAAGGGGGUGAGGGUGUCUGCCAGCUGCAGUCUUCCCCCGGGAUCGGCGCUGGGGGUCUCCGGGCCGGAGCAGGAGCCGACCCGUCAUCGCCAGCGGGACUACCGCCCCUCAGGCACCCCAAUUCUAACACGGUCGGAGGCAAUAAGAACACCAUGAAUGACCACUUGCACAUCGGUAACCACCAGCAAAUCCACGUUCAGCAGCUGUUUGAAGACAACAGCAACAAACGGACAGUUCUGACAGCGCAGCCCAAUGGUCUUACCCCAGUGGGUAAGGCAAGCCUGCCUUCUGUACAGGAGAGACAGCUAGACAGCGCCCAUCGUCGCCAGGGCAGUUCCAGCUCGUUGAAGUCCUCUGAUGGGACAGGGAAGUCCAAACCCACCCCCAUGACGCCUGAGCAAGCCAUGAAGCAAUACAUGCCCAAGCUGACAGCAUUCGAGCAUCAUGAGGUCUUUAAUUACCCAGAAAUCUACUUCGUGGGUCCAAAUGCCAAGAAGAGGCAGGGCGUCAUUGGGGGCUCCAACAAUGGUGGCUACGACGAUGACCAGGGCUCUUACAUCCAUGUGCCCCAUGACCACAUUGCCUACCGGUAUGAAGUUCUCAAGGUCAUCGGCAAAGGAAGCUUUGGCCAGGUGGUAAAGGCCUUUGACCACAAGACUCACCAGCACGUGGCACUUAAGAUGGUGCGGAAUGAAAAACGCUUCCACAGACAGGCCGCUGAGGAGAUACGCAUCCUGGAGCACCUUCGGAAGCAGGACAAGGACACCACCAUGAAUGUCAUCCACAUGUUGGAGAACUUCACAUUCCGCAACCACAUCUGCAUGACGUUCGAGCUGCUCAGUAUGAACCUCUAUGAGCUGAUCAAGAAGAAUAAGUUUCAGGGCUUCAGCCUACCGCUGGUGCGCAAGUUUGCGCACUCUAUACUGCAGUGCUUGGAUGCUUUGCACAAGAACCGAAUCAUCCACUGUGACCUUAAACCAGAGAACAUUCUGUUAAAGCAGCAGGGCCGGAGCGGGAUUAAGGUUAUUGACUUUGGUUCUAGCUGCUAUGAGCACCAGCGGGUCUAUACCUACAUACAAUCGCGUUUCUACAGAGCACCCGAGGUUAUACUGGGGUCACGGUAUGGGAUGCCAAUUGAUAUGUGGAGCCUGGGUUGUAUAUUGGCGGAGCUGCUGACCGGUUAUCCUCUCUUACCCGGGGAAGACGAAGGGGACCAACUGGCGUGUAUGAUAGAGUUGCUUGGCAUGCCCUCGCAAAAGCUGUUGGAUUCAUCCAAAAGAGCCAAAAAUUUUGUCAGCUCCAAGGGUUACCCCCGCUAUUGCACGGUUACGACUCUGCCGGACGGCUCGGUGGUUUUGAACGGUGGGCGGUCACGCAGGGGGAAGCUGAGGGGGCCACCGGGGAGUAAAGAGUGGGUGACCGCUCUGAAGGGCUGUGAUGACCCGCUCUUCCUGGACUUCUUGAAACAGUGUUUGGAGUGGGAUCCCUCACUACGCAUGACACCCAGUCAGGCUUUGCGCCACCCCUGGCUCCGGAGACGCUUGCCAAAACCCCCUACUGGGGAAAAAACCUCUCUCAAGCGGAUCACCGAGAGCUCUGGUGCUAUUACAUCAAUUUCCAAAUUACCUCCAACUUCAGGGUCGGCCUCAAAGUUAAGGACUAAUUUGGCACAGAUGACUGAUGCCAAUGGGAAUAUUCAACAAAGGACAGUAUUGCCAAAAUUAGUCAGUUGAACUUGAAUUUGUUUAGCUUGGUCAGUUUUGAAAGGGAGCUGAUAAGUAAUAUUUAGAUUGGGGGGGGGGAAUCGCACUGCCGAGCCUUAUUCAAGUUCAAAUUUGAAAGUUUUAGAUUUUUGAUUUGCAAAAUCACUAUAAAUGUAAUUGUUGGCUUUGUAGCACUUUUGUCUGGAAAAUGUUUUAAGAUAUUUAUUGAGAAGGUAAAACAGGGGACAGUGCUUUUAAGUUUUUGACUAAGGAUGGUGUGUAAUGUUGCAGGUUGCCAACAUUCAUACACUCAUGCCUAAUAUAUUAUCAAGCCCGUAUCAGCUUCGAGGUUUCUAUAUUGUAGCAGUAGGGACAAGUGGAGUGGCUGGCCACUGUUGUAUCACAAGCUAGUAUGGUUUUUAAGGAUAAGAAAGCAAGUCUUUAUCCUCAGAAAAUUUCCGUUGUAUCACAUCAAGUGAAGAUGGUUUACUUUUGUCUCACUUUGUGGCAUACAAUGAGAAAAACUAAAAGUUCUACAGCUGAUUAAGUGUAAAGGAUUUUCUGUGCCUCGUUAAUAUUAUAGUUUACACAGCAUGUAAAUGUGGGAGUCAAGAGUUUAUUUCCCUGUCGAUUAGGGAAAAGAUUUACAAGGAAAGAGGAUGUGAGAGUAAAUGCUAGUCGGGCAGGUUGAAGAAUGAGGGAAAUAGAGAGAAACAUGCAAAAAAGAAGUUUUACAAGAUGGACAGUGUACGUGCCUAAAACUCUUAACAUUCCUUUGCAAUGAAACGUGAGGAAAAGGUAUCUUUUAUUUGCAUGAUGAGAUUAAGAUCAGCUGCAUAUUUGCUUCACAGAAGAGAACAGUAUUGACUACGCAAAUCAGAGUAAGUCUCCCUUGGCUGUCAAUCAUUUUCUGCCCUUUGGAGAUGUAACCUCUGCAGAAAGCAAUGGUGUGUUGCUAACAUAAGAAUAAACAAAUGGUGCUUUACCUUUUUUUUAAGGUAUUUUUAUUGAGAAAACCUAUAUCUGUUCUACACACGAGAAUUGUUAUACUCUCAAAUUAUCGGGUUUGUAUGCUAACAAUGCAAUAGAAUGUUCUUCUAAACUGCAGUGUUCCCAAGUAGUUCUUUACUGGACUCCUGUGGACCUGAUGGGAGAUUUUGAAAUUGGUGUUUGGAAGUCUUGGGGAAAUUUGAGUCUUACAUCUACAAAGCACAGGGAGCCUUUUAAGCUUGUGAUGUAAGAUGUUUUUUUACGUUCCUUUUAAGAGCAUUGGCUAUACUUGUGUUUAGUAUCUCAUUAAGGUAAAAGAGGAGAUUUUAAAGGUUGUGGACUUUAACUUAGUGGACCUUCUUAAUAUUAGAAAGUUACAAAACGCUGGUGAAUGGUGCAUUAUGAAUUACAUUCAUGGCUGCAUCUACGACUGUGGAAUAAUAGCAUUCACAUUUCAUGUGUACUAGAGCAAUACUUUUAUGGAUUUUGAAUGGGCUUGUAAGUAUUUGGCAAGGAGCUGCAACACUUAAGAGCAUGUUCCCUUGUAAGGCCAAAAAGAUUGUCUCCAGUAAUGUACUUUUUAUUAGAAAGGAUUUUAGUUUCCCAAAUUUAAAAAUCUCAAAACCAUUAUACAAAGGUUUUAAUUAAAUGGAGGAUCAAUACUGUAAAAUAACACUUACCAAAAUUAUUGCAUGACUAAUUAAUGGGUCCAUCUUUAUUGAGAAGACAUAAUUUCAGUGAUCAGAAAGGCACUUUUGGCUACCUGUGAGAUAAAAGACAAAACAAGAGAAAAUCUAGGAAAUUGCUCUAUGUUAUUCACAAAGAUUCCUCAGAACCUUCAGUGAAAUCACCUGUACUGUUGGUGGUAGGAUUUUUGUACAGCCUCUUUUUAAAAUGAUUUUGCUUGCACAUUUUUAAAACCUUUUUUUUUAGUAUCAAACAGCUAACAUAUACGCUACUGGAAACAGUCAGGAGGCCUGAAUGUGUCUAAGAAGGUUGGAAGUUAUGGAGCGUCUUGUGUUUUUUUUUAAAGUGUAAUAUGGAAGAAUGUAUCUCCUUCCUGUCUAUUAUUUUAAAAGAAAAGGUUUAAGUCAUACUAUUUCUAGGGAGUUACCAUGAAUGGCAGUGGCUCUGAGAUGUACCUUCUGAAUCAGCUGAUGAGGAGUGUGAAAGUGUUAUUAGCAUUCCUCUGGGGCAAAGUUCCUGCCCAGCCAUCUGAAACACCAUACUGCCACUCUGGAAAUGAAUGAAGGAGCUCAAGUGUGAGACUGUUCGGACUAACGGUAGUGGAAAAUUGUGCCCUUAGUUUUAAAAUUGUGCCUUUUGUUAUAAAUGCCAUUUUAUGGACAUUUCUUUUCCUUCAUCCAUGUUCCCUUUGACCCUUUGAAGAAUUGAUGCACAUGUACAUAGCAUAUGUGCUAAAGAACACCAAAUCUCUCCAACCCUUGGAACUGCCUCUGUAAUGAGGAAGCAAAAUGUAUUAAAAUGGGUGAAGCUCCUUUUAUAUCUAGAGUGGACUAAAUCUCUCUGUGUCAAAUCAUAGACAAGUCUCAGACAGGUUUAAUAGAAGGAGAAAAUUUGAUUCUUCACUGUACUAUUUGCUUUUGUCUUAACAUCAGACUUUUUAAUAGGUAACAUCUUGCUUUAUGUUAUGAUAAUUCUUGGGGGAAAAAUCAUCCAUACUUUUUUAAAGUUUUACCUCAGACUGUUAUGAUUUAUUCUAUUGUGAUUAAACCCAGGGCAUUUGGUACAUACCAAAGUGCAUUCCUUUGUACAUUUCUGGCUAUAAUAAAAAGGCCAGUGGAUUUAAUUUUUCAAGUUUGGGUGAAAGGCACUUCAGCCACUUUUUGUCACUCAAGAGGUAUGUUGGGAGCAUUUUUUUUGCUUGGCUCCAUUUAAGAAAAAUCUUUUUGACAACUUGAGACUUCGGCAAUUUUACUUGUGAAUCUAUUACAGAAUAAAUUAAUAAUGUAGCACACAUCGGACAUCAGUUCUUUGAAAUGGUUUAGAUUUAUCCAGUGUAACUAUCUUGCCACAGAUCACUAAGCUCUGCAUUGGUAGCAAAUUUCUGAUAGAACAAAUUAGGUCAGUUAAAUUUGCUACAUUGAAGUACAUUUUGCUACUUACUAUCAAAACAUAGUCCUGGAUCCCAAGUUCAGCUGCUGUAGAAACACCCAUAGCUGUGGCUUGAGUCCUUUUCUUUUUAAAACCGAGCAACAUAUUAGACACGUGUUUUUAUUAUGCUGCAAAAAUGUGUACUGUAUAUAUGUGAAUUUACUAUGGAUUGAAUGUGGAUGUGUACAUAUGUAUUUUUGUGAAAUGCUGCUGAAACCACUACACAUGCUGUAGUGAAUUUUAAUCUUAGCGGCCAGUUUUAUGAUACUGUAUGUAUUGUACAGCUGAUGACAGAAGUCUAAACUUUUUCUAGUGAUCAUUUGUUAAAUUUUAUUGUUGUGGCCAGAAAAUAAUUUCAGAAAAUUAAUAAUAAAAAAGUUUUAAUG
Messenger RNA from Lepisosteus oculatus (spotted gar), 5743 nucleotides. It is a transcript of the gene dyrk2, whose product is annotated as dual-specificity tyrosine-(Y)-phosphorylation regulated kinase 2. Gene Ontology annotation, biological process: peptidyl-threonine phosphorylation; peptidyl-serine phosphorylation. Lineage: Eukaryota; Metazoa; Chordata; Actinopteri; Semionotiformes; Lepisosteidae. Gene Ontology annotation, cellular component: cytoplasm; cytoskeleton; nucleus. Gene Ontology annotation, molecular function: ATP binding; protein serine/threonine/tyrosine kinase activity; protein serine/threonine kinase activity. The record is from RefSeq and is a predicted model, not a curated record.